Messenger RNA from Coffea arabica (coffee), 1687 nucleotides. Its product is annotated as amino acid permease 6. Lineage: Eukaryota; Viridiplantae; Streptophyta; Magnoliopsida; Gentianales; Rubiaceae. The record is from RefSeq and is a predicted model, not a curated record.
AAAAAAAAAAAAAAAAAAACCUUGCGAGACAAUACAAAACCGACAGAAAAACAAGAAAAGAACAAACAAAAAAGUGAGGUUUGAGAAAUGCAGGCAAAUGGCACUAUUUUUUCUGUUGAAAGAGGCUAUGAUGACUCAAAAUUUGAUGAGGAUGGUCGUGUUAAACGAACUGGAACCUUGACUACUGCUAGUGCUCAUAUCAUAACGGCGGUUAUCGGGUCGGGGGUGCUGUCUCUGGCAUGGGCAACUGCUCAGCUGGGGUGGAUUGCAGGUCCAGUUGCCAUGAUGGCCUUUUCUUGCAUCACCUGGUUUACUUCCAUUCUACUUGCUGAUUGUUACAGGUCUCCUGACUCUGUAACCGGCCGGAGAAACCGUACUUACAUGGAAGUUGUGAGAGCUAAUCUAGGAGGACUCAAGGUCCAGCUUUGUGGGAUAGCACAAUAUGGGAAUCUUGUGGGCAUCACCAUCGGAUAUACGGUCACCACAGCCAUUAGCAUGGUGGCCAUCAAACGAUCAGACUGCUUCCAUGAGAAUCAUGUUCGUGAUGGCUGUCACACCUCAAACAAUUUCUUCAUAAUCCUCUUUGGGUUGAUACAAGUAAUCCUCAGCCAAAUACCAAACUUUCACAAGCUGUCGCUGCUUUCCAUCAUUGCUGCUGUCAUGUCUUUUUGUUACUCUUCAAUUGGCCUCGGCCUCUCUGUAGCUCAAAUUGCAGGCGGGGCUCAUCCUCAGACAAGCUUAACAGGAAAACCUGCCGGAAAGAGUAUGACGGCCAUGGAUAAGAUGUGGGACACAUUUUCAGCCCUGGGAGAUAUUGCCUUCGCCUAUGCCUUUUCCACUGUACUUGUUGAGAUACAGGACACGCUAAAAUCCACUCCACCGGAAAACCAAGUCAUGAAAAGGGCUGCAUUCAUCGGAAUUUCAGUCUCGACCGUAUUUUAUAUGCUCUGUGGAGUCCUGGGAUAUUCUGCAUUUGGAAAUGAUUCCCCCGGAAAUCUCUUAACUGGAUUUGGUUUCUACGAGCCAUUUUGGCUUGUCGAUCUGGCUAAUGUCUGCAUUGCGGUACACCUUGUGGGAGCCUACCAGGUAUUUGCACAACCGAUUUUUGCAUUUGUGGAAAGUUGGAGCAAAAAGAAAUGGCCGGAAAGUACAUUCAUAAACAGAGAAAACUCGAUUGACUUGCCGGGCGGCUGCGUUAUGAAUUUCAGUCCCUUCAGGUUAGUUUGGAGAACAUCGUACGUAAUAUUCACAAUAGUAGUGGCAAUGAUCUUCCCAAAUUUCAAUGACGUAUUAGGGCUCCUUGGGGCUGCCUCAUUCUGGCCGCUGACGGUUUUCUUCCCGAUUGAGAUGUACAUAGCGCAAGCCAAGAUUCGAAAGUUUUCAUUCACUUGGAUUUGGAUGCAAAUCUUAAGCUUCGUCUGCUUAAGCAUCUCACUUCUGGCUGCUGCUGCAUCCAUCCGAGGCCUCAUCAAGCAUCUCGACACCCUCAAGCCCUUCAAAUCCGAGUCUUGAGAUUGUUGCUUCUCUUUCUACAGAGAGAUUACUACAAAUGAACCUUAUACUUGUGUUUUUUAAGUGUCCAUAUCCGUGUGAUCUGACUGUCACACGGUUUCUUCGGUGAAAGUUUCCAUAUCCUUAGGAGUCAUGCUAAUAUCUACUACAUAUAUAGAGAGGAUAUUUUUUGGAA